Psammomys obesus (fat sand rat) is the source of this 3088-nucleotide messenger RNA. RefSeq names its product CWC22 spliceosome associated protein homolog (gene Cwc22). Gene Ontology annotation, cellular component: catalytic step 2 spliceosome. NCBI's taxonomy places the organism in Eukaryota, Metazoa, Chordata, Mammalia, Rodentia, Muridae. The transcript has 20 exons. Gene Ontology annotation, biological process: mRNA splicing, via spliceosome. Gene Ontology annotation, molecular function: RNA binding; protein binding. Bases 149 to 2848 code for a protein of 899 amino acids. The record is from RefSeq and is a predicted model, not a curated record.
ACGCACUUCCGGCGUGAUGGCGGCGUGGUGGAGCUUUAGGUGAUGUGUGAAGACAGAGAGAAACGUGUCAAGGAGCUCAGGCCAUUGAGUACUUAUUACUUGAAUGAAUUUGAGGAAUCCGGUUUAUUGUAUCAGCUGACAGCAGAAAAUGAAAAGUAGUAUGGCACACAUGAAACACUCCUCAGGUCAUGACAGAAGGGAGAGCCACAAUUCACACCGCCGGAGCUCCUCACCAGAAUACAGACAUGAAGAACAAGAACGCUCUCCCCGGGGUAGAGACUACUCUGAUUACAGCCACUCAGACCACGAGCGCUCCAGAAGAGGGUACGAUGACAGCGUGGACUCACGAAGUAGGAACCGAGAAAAACGCAGAGAGAGAGAAAGAGAUUCGGAUCGGAAACGGUCCCGGAAAUCCCCAUCCCCUGGAAGAAGGAGCCCGGAACGAGCAGGAAAGCAGAGUUCUACUCAGGAGGAGCCUUCCCUGAAGAAGAAGAAGGAGGAGCUGGACCCGCUGCUCACCCGCACCGGGGGAGCAUACAUUCCUCCCGCCAAGCUCAGGAUGAUGCAGGAGCAGAUCACAGAUAAAAACAGCUUAGCAUACCAGAGGAUGAGCUGGGAGGCCCUGAAGAAAUCAAUCAAUGGUCUCAUCAACAAGGUCAACAUCUCCAAUAUAAAAAUUAUUAUCCAAGAGCUCCUUCAGGAAAACAUAGUCAGAGGGAGAGGGUUACUGUCCAGAUCUGUUCUGCAAGCUCAGAGUGCUUCUCCAAUCUUCACCCAUGUUUAUGCAGCUCUUGUGGCAAUAAUCAACUCAAAAUUCCCACAAAUUGGAGAAUUAAUCCUCAAAAGACUAAUUCUUAAUUUUCGGAAAGGAUAUCGAAGGAAUGAUAAGCAACUUUGCCUGACUGCUUCAAAAUUUGUAGCACAUCUUAUUAACCAAAAUGUGGCACAUGAGGUUCUGUGCCUGGAGAUGCUCACGUUGCUGCUGGAGAGACCAACAGAUGACAGUGUCGAGGUAGCUAUUGGUUUCCUCAAGGAGUGUGGCCUCAAACUAACCCAGGUGUCGCCAAGAGGAAUCAAUGCUAUCUUUGAACGCCUCCGAAACAUUCUUCAUGAGUCUGAAAUCGACAAACGAGUCCAGUACAUGAUUGAAGUUAUGUUUGCUGUAAGGAAGGAUGGAUUCAAGGACCACCCUGUGAUUCCAGAAGGACUUGAUUUAGUGGAAGAGGAUGAUCAGUUUACACAUAUGCUCCCUUUGGAGGAUGACUACAAUCCAGAAGAUGUUCUCAAUGUUUUCAAGAUGGAUCCUAAUUUUAUGGAGAAUGAAGAGAAGUACAAGGCUAUUAAAAAAGAAAUUCUUGAUGAAGGAGACAGUGAUUCAAACUCAGACCAAGAAGCUGGAAGUAGUGAAGAUGAGGAAGAGGAAGAGGACGAAGAAGAAGGAGAAGAAGAGGAGGGAGGACAAAAAUUAACAAUUCAUGACAAGACAGAAAUCAACCUAGUCUCGUUUCGCCGUACAAUAUAUCUUGCUAUUCAGUCAAGUCUAGAUUUUGAAGAAUGUGCACACAAGUUGCUGAAAAUGGAGUUUGCUGAGAGCCAAACAAAAGAGCUCUGCAACAUGAUACUUGACUGCUGUGCCCAGCAAAGGACCUAUGAAAAGUUCUUCGGCUUGUUAGCUGGGCGGUUUUGCAUGCUGAAAAAAGAAUAUAUGGAAUCAUUUGAAGGCAUAUUCAAAGAACAGUAUGAUACCAUCCAUCGCUUAGAGACAAACAAAUUGAGAAAUGUUGCUAAGAUGUUCGCUCACCUUUUAUACACGGAUUCACUUCCAUGGAGUGUUCUUGAAUGUAUAAAGCUGAGUGAAGAGACCACUACAUCAUCUAGCAGAAUUUUUGUCAAAAUCUUUUUCCAGGAACUGUGUGAAUACAUGGGUCUUCCUAAGCUGAAUGCGAGGUUAAAGGAUGAAACUCUUCAGCCAUUCUUUGAAGGACUGCUACCCCGAGACAACCCACGGAAUACCCGGUUUGCCAUCAACUUCUUCACUUCCAUAGGCCUCGGAGGCUUAACGGAUGAACUUCGGGAACAUCUGAAGAACACGCCCAAGGUCAUCGUAGCACAGAAGCCAGACGCUGAGCAAAAGAAACCCUCCCUGACUUCUUCAUCUUCAGAGUCGUCCUCAGAGUCGGAUUCUUCUGACUCAGAUUCCGACAGCAGUGAGAGCAGCUCCGCGUCCUCCAGUGAAGGGAGCGAGUCUUCAUCUGCCAGCAGUGAGAGCUCUGCCUCAGCUCAAGGUGCAAGAAAAAAGAGACAAUGGAAGGCCAGAAACGAAGAGGUAGAUAAAUCAACCAGGGGCCACCAGACACGUGACAAGAGGCGAGAAGGAGGCAGGGAGGAACAAAGGCACCAGGAAGGACGGACUGAGAGAGCGAGGUCUGAAAGACACAGAGCUCAAAACUCACGAGAUCCAGACUGGAGAGAUCCCUCGGCCAAGUACAUGGCGGACAGAAGCCAAGAAAAUAGUCACAGUAGAGUUGGGAAUGGCCGGCACCAAGAUGAACACAGAGAGCUGGAGGACAAGCGUGGUGAGCCAAAGAAGAAGCGGCGGGAGAGGAGAGCCUCUUUUUCUGACAAUGAGAAGCAAAGAACCCGAAACCAGGACAGUGAAAAUGUUAGAAGAAAAGAUCGCUCCAAGUCAAGGGAAAGGAGAAGACAUUCAGGUCAUAAAAGUGAUGACGACAGGUAUCAGAACGGUGCUGAGAGACGGGAAAAAUCUAGCAGACACUCUGAACAUUCUAGAGAAUCAAAGAGAAACCAGGACCAGAGGAGAGAGAAGUCUCCAGCGAAGCAAAAAUAGUUCUAACUACAACUGAACAUGCCUUAUACUCAGCUCCAACGUCUUUUUUACAUUGGUGGAUUUUAUAGAGAACUCUUGUAUAAAGUACCCGUUUGUAAAUUUUAAAGGUGUUUCUUUUUGACAUGUUUUAUAAUUAAUACGUCUCAAGAUCCUUUGUGUAAAAUCAUAAAGAAAAGGGUCUCAACAGUGGGGUAAGUCUUAUGUUUUGUGAAUAAAAGGAACAAAUGUUCAUUGAGUCAA